AUGACCAUCACAAUUCCCACACACGAAACAACACCCGGCGACGCCGUCUACGGACCCGGGACAUUCAUCGACAAGACCGUCCUCCCUGUCCAAGAUGACGCAAGGCGAGUCUUCGAGCUGCUCGCUUCCCGAACACCAGGAUUCACAAAGGACAGAGCCGCCUGGGACACAGUGAACUUCUCAGGAAAACCCACGCCCAUGAUCCCAGGACCAAUCAAGAGCGCCGUUGUGGCGUCUGCUCUACACGGGAUGGCAGGACUUAUUGCAAACGAACUGCUCGAGCUACGUGACGGGAAAGACAAAGACAACCGUACAGUGAACAUCGACACCGACCACGCAGGCCUUUGGCUCGGCUCUGUCUUCACGACGUACAUCGACGGUGUAGACACCUGCGGUCUCGCCCGGAACGGCAAGUUACGCUCCAUGUUCCCGCCAGAGCAGGACUUCGAGCAAGGAUUUGGAAAAGGGAUUUCCGGCCGCACGACGGCGAUAUACCAGACCAAAGACCCGAAGGUGUGGUACCAGCUGCACGGGUCUCUGGACGCGGAGAAGACGCUGAAGUCUAUGGGGAUUGACUCCGGCGUGGAGUUCAAAAAGCCGCAGCAGUACUACGACUAUAUCCAGGAACAUGUGAGGCAGUGGAGCCCUGAUGAGCUGGAGAUGCAUAAUGUGCGGCACGGUCUCUGUGGGAGUAUUUGCUACACGCCGCAGGGGUGGAGGGAGACGGAGAUGGGGAGGAUAUUGGCAAGACAUCCGCUUGUUAAUGUUACAGAGGAGACGUAUGCGAAGGAUACGCCGGCGGUGCCGAUGUCUGCUUUUGCACCUAAGGGACAGGAUAAGCGGCCAUUAGCUGGGAUCAAGGUGUUGGAGAUGGUGCGGAUUAUUGCUGGGCCGCAGGUUGGGGUUACCCUUGCUUCGUAUGGAGCCGAUGUGAUUAGGGUUAACUGUAGCAGGCUGGCUGAUCUUAAUGUCCUGCAACUCGUCCUCAACGCUGGAAAACGGACAAUCGACUUGGACAUCACCAAAUCCGAAGACAUGGCUCAUCUACACUCGCUACUUGCAGACGUCGACAUCUUCGUCCAAGGAUUCCGCUCAGGCACACUAGACAGAAGGGGCCUGGGUCUGCACAACCUGCUUGAACUUGCAGGCAAACGCAACAAGGGAAUCAUCUAUGUUUCCGAGAACUGCUACGGUCCAGACGGACCCUUCGUCGAGCGCCCCGGGUGGCAACAGAUCGGCGACGCUGCAUCAGGCAGCUCCUAUAUCAUGGGCCGCUCGCAAGGCCUAGAAGAAGGCACAAGCGUGCUUCCGCCUCUCCCCGUAUCUGAUAUGAUCACUGGUCUUGUUGGCGCGGUGGGAGCAAUGCUAGCCGUGCGAGAGCGUGCAGUCAAGGGCGGCUCGUAUCAUGUCAAGAGCUCGCUGGUUGCUGCUGAUACGAUCUCGUUGGAGGAGGAGGUCGGGCUGUAUCCGCCGGAGGUUGUAGAGGAGACGACGCAGCGGUUUGGGUUCCCGCCGAUUACGCCGGACCAGUUUGUCUCGGAGGUGCUGAUCGGUGUGAUUGAUGGGUGGAAAAAGGGACUUCCUGGUUAUUUGGAUGAGGACUCCGAGCUUAUGGCCACGUUUGAACAGGGGACCUGGGGUCGUCAGACGCUGUUGAAGCCUGUUGCGCAGCUUAGCGAGGAUGAAGCGACGCCGAGAUGGAUCACGCCGCCGGUGCCGCACUGCCACUAUCCACGGGAGACAACCUGGCUGUAUCAAUGA
This is a messenger RNA of Aspergillus puulaauensis, 1761 nucleotides long. RefSeq lists its product as uncharacterized. Gene Ontology annotation, molecular function: catalytic activity. Bases 1 to 1761 code for a protein of 586 amino acids. The transcript is spliced from 2 exons. The record is from RefSeq and is a predicted model, not a curated record. NCBI's taxonomy places the organism in Eukaryota, Fungi, Ascomycota, Eurotiomycetes, Eurotiales, Aspergillaceae.